This is a messenger RNA of Magallana angulata, 6392 nucleotides long. RefSeq lists its product as uncharacterized. The transcript is spliced from 15 exons. NCBI's taxonomy places the organism in Eukaryota, Metazoa, Mollusca, Bivalvia, Ostreida, Ostreidae. The record is from RefSeq and is a predicted model, not a curated record. Gene Ontology annotation, molecular function: protein binding. Gene Ontology annotation, biological process: signal transduction.
UUGACCAUGUAUACCGUAGAAAUAAAACAGAAUAGAAGAAAAAGUAUUAAGUAUUAAUUUGCCUAUGUAUCGGGUAAAACACAGAAUUCCUCCUCGCGAGAUGCCACAAAAGGAGAGACAACUCCUGACGGCGGUGGAAAAGGGCCACACCAAAAUGGUAGAGACUUUGAUUUCACAAGGCGUAAGUGUCAACUGUAAAGCACGGGAUGACGGUUCAACACCUUUGAUCAAAGCAGCAAACUGCAGAAACCACGUAGUCCAGAAGUUAUUGCUGCAACACGGAGCAGACAUUUCGGCCAAGAAUUUGCUGGGACUGACGGCCCUGCACUAUACGGCCGAAGCGGGUGACACGGAGACCGUCAAGUUAUUAUUGGCCUACAAGUCUCCUCUGGAUGUCCCGGAUGUGGAAGGAUGUACUCCUCUUCACUAUGCAGCGUAUCGCAAAAAUCUGGCAACAGCAGAAAUCCUUUUCUUCUGUGGUGCAAAUGUGGACUUUAAAAAUAAGAAAAGGCUGUCUCCUUUCACUACUAAUAGAAAUAUAGAGUUCAGGGUACUAGCAAGACAGUCCAGAAAGGUGCGAGAAGCCAUAGACCAAAAAGAUAUUAGAAUUGAACACGACGAGCUUCAUCCUGGUAAGACGAGUCAUCUCAAGGAUAUUGGACUCAAGAUAUUCACACCUGAAAACUUCAAAUUGCACAGUCUAAGCUUUCUGUGCAGACGGGUUCGUCCUGAGUUUUGCGCAGACUCACUAAAGCCCGUCGGGAAGGAAAUUUUGAUCAGCGAUGCGUUUGAAUAUAUAACAUCUACUGUGCAUAUUAAUGGAGAAGUGGAGUUAGAAGUUCCUCUCUACGACCAUCCUGACACAUACGAAAUAAUUCAAAUCAAAUCCAACCUAGGUAACAUAGAGGACCCCUCGGCAAUAGCUGAAGGACCAAUUAAGUAUAACGAGCAUUCAGGAGUUCUACGCUGGAAGAUCAGAAUACGCUUGGACAUAACAAAGACUAAAUCGUUCAUUCUAAUAACAAUUCCGAAAGUGGAGCGGUUUAAAGUCAACCCAAGGGGUGGGGAAUUUGUGUCAGAGGUAGACAAGUUCAUCAGCAUAGAAGUCGCCCCAGACACUUUCAAGACGGGUAUCGUCAAUGUAGAGGUCAUUCCGACGCCAGUGUACAAGACGGAAAACUUCAAAAAUAUUCUAUCAAUUGGCAACUUCUAUGAACUACAUCACAGUCUUGGCUCUAACAAGUUUCAGAAAAAUGGCGUUACCUUCAAAUCACCAUUACCUCAUAAGUUUGAAAACGAGGGAGAACUUUGUGUUUUGGCAGCAGACAUUCCAAUGCAUUUUGAUCCGGACCAAGAUAUAUUAAACGAGAAUAUAUGGGAGAUUUUGGACAAAAAUCCGAAGACAAAAAAAGGAAGAGUGUCAUUUGACUUGUCCCAUUUCUCUACACUUGUGUUGGCCGAGAAAAGAAAAGGAACCAUCGAGGCAAGCUUAAAAACCCAAGUAAAUGAAAUCUUUAUGAAAGCGUGUAAGAAAGCCAAGGUAGUCUGCUUUUUUGCUGUUUUAAAACCAAAGGCUGAUUUUCACUACGAAAUGGUACUCGAGUGUACAACUCCAGAAAAGGUGACAGAUAGAUUGAACCAAUGGAAAUCAUUCAAUUUCAUUGCAUUGUCUCCUGAAAGCACGGGUGACUUUGACAGUCGCGAUAGGCAGGAAUACAACAUAAAAUUGUCAGGAAAUAUCAAAAAGGAAUUUGGAACGACAAAACUUCAAUUCCAUUCAAAACGAAAACGAAACAAUUUCCAAAGAUUUGUUAUUUCCUUCACAAAUCAAGACAAACCAGCGUUUGUUUCUUUAGAUGUAAUGGAAAUGCCAAAGAAACAAGGAGUAACAAGUAUUAUGGUAUGGUUACCCGAGAUGUCAGUUGAGACUACCCCUCUUAAAAGUGAAGACUCAUUUAAAGGGUUUAUUUGGGAGAAGCUUCUAAAGAAGAUAGCGUCGAAACUCGGUAAUGAAUGGAUUCCGUUCUGUGUUCUGCUUGGUAUUCCUUUUCGCAAAGUACACGAAAUGAUAACUGAAACAUCUCGAGACAAUUCUACGGAAAAUAAAAUCAUGAAAGUAUUGCUGGAGUGGAGGAAAUACUCCCAGAGCCUGGAUGAUAUGGGAGUCGUGGAUCUAGUGACAGCUCUAUCUAGGGUAGAAAGGAAUGACGUUGCUGAUUUAGUCCAUCAGAACCUCAAAGAAUGGUUAAAAGAAAACGAAUUUGAGAAUGAAGACAGAUUUCAUAAAUGGGCAGAAAAAGCUUUAAACGGAACAUUAGAUAUAUCAAGAACAGAAGAUUGUUUUGAGCCUAUGUCUGACGAAUUUUGUGUUCUUCUCGUCGAAAAAUUCGCAAAUCCAGAAUUUCAAAAUCUUGCUGUGCUAUUGGGAAUAUCUGAAGACCAAAAUUCAAACAUAUUCGCAGACACAGAUUUUCCAAAUUACCGGUACAAAGUUUUGCAUAUGUUUAUUGUCGCUCGGGAGAGACAGAUAGAUCGACUCAAUGCCCUUACCAAACUUACCGAAGCUCUCAAAAUCACGGAAAACAUUGAAUGUUUGCAAUGGGUCCAUGACUGUAUUAAAAAAUGGUCACAAAACACUAACAAUAAAGAAAAUAGAACAACAUUUCAGUUGAACUUAGAGAAAUCGAUCAGAAAAGAGGAUGGAGAAAACUUUGAGGAGGAUGAGAAAAACUUGAAAGAAAAAACUGAGCUGAUUGGGGAUCUUCAAGGAGAAAAUAAAAAAGUCAAAGGAAAACAUGAAUCACAGCAUACACCAAAUAAGGAAGUCACCACCACUAAAGAGCUCGAUAAGUCUAAUGAUGAGGACAGAAAUCAAGAUGAAAAUAUUGGUAAAAACCGCGAGAUGCAUGAAAACAGUGAUUCGGACCUUAAAGCCGUUACUAUCAGAGAGAGUGUUGUGGUUAUAGACGAUGACGUUAAAUUAUCAAAAGUGACAAUUAUGAAACAGGUUGAAGACACUGUUGUAAAACUACAAGAAAAUGAGAUCAAAAAGCUUGAAGAAAACAAGUCUGAACUAAAAAAGAAUGAAAAGGAAGAACACCCAGAGUACUGCGAAAAGAAUGAUUAUGAACUAAAUAAGGUUGAAAAAGAAAAAGAGCAAAAAGAAGACAAUUCUAGAAAUUAUGAAUCUAAAUUUAUGGAAGCUAAAAGCACGGGGACAAAUCCCAAGGAUUCCGAAAGGAUACGAUAUGAACAUAAAGUAGUCAAACUGAUUGAUGAACAAAUAGACAAAUCUAAAUGCAAUCAUUCUGACUUGGAAAAACUUGAGAACUCAAAAGACAGUACAAAUAUAGUGAAGGAAAUAGAGAAAAAACAUGAUAAUAAGGAAAAUACAUCCACCCCAAAAUUAUCUGACUCUAAUAAAAACGAAUUAUGCAGAGAUGAGAAAUUACAUAAAAACCACGGGAUGUUUGGAGAAUGUACGUCUGACCACAAAGACAUUGCCGUUUACGGGAAUGUUGUAUUUAAAGACAGUGACGAUAAAGUACAUGAAGUAAAUAUCAUUCAAAAAGUUGAAGAAACUAAUAUAAAACUCCUUGAAAAUAAGGAAGAACUUGAAGAAAAGUCUGAACUCAAAGAGGAUGAAAAAGAAAAACACCCUGAGUACAGCGAAAACAAUAAAUUUAAACUGAGAAAAGAUAAGAAAGACGAACAGUAUAAACAUUCUAGAUAUUAUGAGUCUAUAUCUAAGGAAAAUGAAAAACCAGAUGAAAAUCACGAGGGCUCCGAAAGCAGAAAUCAAGAUCAUAAAGAAGUACAAAUGAUAGAUGUACAACUAAACCAAUCAAAAGGCAGUAUUUCUGACUUUGCAAAAAUUGAAAACUUAAAAGAGAAAGAAGAAAAAAUUAUGAAAAUAGACACAAAACACAAUUUAGAAUUACAGGAUAAUUUACAUAAGGAAGACACUUCCUUUGAAUUACUACAUUGUUCUAAAAAGGACGAAAGCAAAGAAUAUGAGAGCAAAUGUGAUAAUGACGAGCUACAUGUAUAUGAAGACAGUGCCUCAGACCAUAAAGACUUUGCUAAAAGAGAGAGUGUGUUGAUUGAAGAUAAUGCCAUUAAAUCAUUGAAAUGGACUAUUGUAAAGAAGGUUGAAGAAUUAGAAGUGAAAUUACAGGAAGAUCAGCAGAAUGAACUUGAAAAAAGGUCUGGACUGAAAGUGGAUGAACGUCACGGGUACAGCAACAACAAUGAUUAUGAACUAAGAAAAGGUAUGAAAGAAAAACAACAAAAGGAACACUCUAGAAAUUAUGAGUCUAGAUUUAAGGAAGAUGAAAAACCAAAGAAAAACUGCGAGGAUUCUGAGAGCAGAAUUCAGGAUCAUAAAGAAGUUAAAAUAAUAAAUGUAGAACUAGACCAAUGUGAAUGCUGUAAUUCUGACUUUACUGCAAACUCAAAAGAGAAAGAAAAUGAAAUUAAGAAAAAAGAGGCAAAGUAUGAUUUAGAAUCACAGGAUGAAUUAGAUACGAAAGACACUUCUACAAAAGUGCUAUGUCACUUUAAAAUAGACAAAAGCAAAGAAGCUGAUAACAAAUGUGGGAACCACGAGGUAUACGAAGACAGUGUGUCGGACCAUAAAAACGUUACUUUCAACGAGAGUGUGGUGAUCGAAGAUAGAAACCUUAAAAUAUCUGAAACGACUACAUGUACUAUGAAAGCAGAUAAAGAAGCUAAAGUAAAAUUACCAGAAGAUCAGCUAGAGAAACUUGAUGAGAGGUCUGAACUGAAAGAGGAUGGAAAAGAAGACCGCCCCGAAUACAGCGAAAACGAAAACAAAAUUGAGGAACAUUCUAGAAAUUUUGAGUCUAGAUUAAAGGAAGAUGAAAAACCAGGCAAAAGUCACGAGGACUUCAAAAGCAAAUGCGAUGGUCAUAAAGAAGUUAAAAUGAGAGAUAAAAAACUAGACCAAUCUGAAUGCAGUAUACUUGACUUUGAAAAAAAUGAAAACUUCGCCACUAAGCAAUACGAUUCUGAAAACGAAGAAUGCAAAGAAGAUGAGAACCUAUUUAAAAACCACCAGGUAUAUGGAGACAGUGCGUUGGACCAAAAAGAAGAUGCUAUUGACAAGAGUGUGGUAAUUAAAGAUAAUGACGUUAAAUUAUCUGAAGCGAAUACAUGUAUCAUGAAAGAAGGUGAAGAAACAGAAGUAAAAUUGCCAGACUAUCAGCAAGAGAAUCUUAAAGAACACGAGCCUGACCCAAAACAGACUGAAAAAGAAGAUCAGCCCGAGUACAGCAAAACCAAUAAUUACGAACUAACAAAAAAUAAGAAGGAAGAAAAACAAAAAGAACAUUCUAGAAAUUCAGGAUAUCAAGAACAUAUAGAAGUUAAAAUGAUAGAUGAACAACUAGACCAAGCUCAGUGCAGUAACUCUGACUUGAAAAACCUUGAUAACUCAGAAGACGAUGAAAAUAAAAAAGAGGAAGAUAAAUCAACAAGGUUACAUCAAGAUGAAUUUAAAUACGAUGAUACAGGAGCUAGCACUUCCAAUAAGACAAAUUCUGAUAAAAGUAAUGAAAAAUAUUCUGAAGCUUAUACACUCGAGAAUCAACAACUCGAACAUCAUAAAUAUAAACCUGAUAGCAAUGAGAAACCACAAGGUGGAACUGCAUGUAUAGUCAGUGAUACUGAUGUCACUGAAGGCACAGAUUUCGAUAGCACUCACCAGAUAUUUAAGGACAAAAGAUCUGAUCUAGAUGAAGAUAAAAGUCUCGAUAACAUUCAAGGAAAAAACGAUGAGAGUGAUAGUUAUAUCGGUGUCUGUAACUCUGAGGAUCCGCAGGAUACAUCGAUUUAAGGUCGAUUAGAGGUCAAAGAGCUUGUCCAUCAUGAUUAUGAAUCUAAAAACGAAUCAAAUGACAAAAAGAUUUUUAGAAAAAGGGGAGAAAAUGAUUCGUAAGGUAAAUAGAGGUAACAUAGAGAGAAAGGAUGGUUAAAACAGAGAGAUUUGAUUUUGAUAAAAAUCAAAAUUUUAAAUCUUUAAUCAUGAACAGCUAAAUGUCAAAGUUGAAGACAAUUAAAAUAUGUUUCAAUUGAUGUUAUAAUAUACGAUUAGUGUAAAUUAUGCUUGAUUGUGUGGAAAGGUUUUUCUUAACAUGAAAUCUCUAUACUAGAAAGGAAACCUUGAUAGAUCCUUUUUAAUUAAUAUAAACUAACUUUUUAAUAUCUUAAUUUGAGAAUAUCUCGAUUUUAGACAUAAGAUACUUAUUUAACAUUGAUUAACUCAUACUUUAUUUUGAAUACAGGAUAUAUGUCAAAGAAUUAAGUUGCGAAAUAAAUUAUGACAAAACUAAAUUGCAGGAUAUCUCAAAUUUAAUAUAUUACAGUGGCGU